UGCUGCAGCUGCGGGCGGCUCCAGCUGCCCCCAGAUGUGGGCUGGGCGGCGCGCGGGGAACUUUCGCGCCGGCAGCGAGUGCGGGGCCCCGGCUGCGGUCCGGCUGCCAUGGAUCCGCCGGCGGGAGCCGCUUGCCGCCUGCUCUGCCCCGCGCUGCUGCUGCUGCUGCUGCCGCCGAUCCUGCUGCCGCCGCCGCCCGCGGACGCCCGGCUCGCCGCCGCCACCGACCCCCCAGGCGGGCCCCUGGGGCACGGAGCGGAGCGCAUCCUGGCGGUGCCGGUGCGCACUGACGCCCAGGGCCGUUUGGUGUCCCACGUGGUGUCAGCGGCGUCGGCCCAGGCUGGGGUACGGGCCCGCAGGGCAGCCUCUGUCCAGACCCCGGGCUUACCUGGAGACGACGAGGAGGACCCCGGCGGCCGUCUCUUCUACAACGUCACGGUCUUCGGUCGAGACCUGCACCUUCGGCUGCGGCCCAACGCCCGCCUCGUGGCGCCCGGCGCCACCGUGGAGUGGCAAAGCGAGUCGGGUGCCACCCGCGUGGAGCCCCUGCUUGGGACCUGUCUCUACGUCGGAGACGUGGCGGGCCUGGCUGAAGCCUCCUCCGUGGCGCUCAGCAACUGCGACGGGCUGGCUGGCCUGAUCCGUAUGGAGGAGGAGGAGUUCUUCAUCGAGCCCCUGGAGAAGGGGCUGGCAGCCAAGGAAGCUGAGCAGGGCCGUGUGCAUGUGGUGUAUCGCCGGCCACCCACCCCGAGGCCCCCUCCUCUGGGGGGACCACAGGCCCUGGACACAGGAGCUCCGCCAGGCAGCCUGGAUAACCUCAGCCGCGCCCUGGGUGUCCUGGAGGAGCGUGUCAAUGGCUCGAGGCAUAGGGCGCGAAGGCAUGCCACCGAUGGCGACUACAACAUCGAGGUCCUGCUGGGCGUGGACGAUUCUGUAGUCCAGUUCCAUGGGAAGGAGCACGUGCAGAAGUACCUGCUCACACUCAUGAACAUUGUCAACGAAAUCUAUCAUGAUGAGUCCUUGGGGGCCCACAUCAAUGUUGUCCUGGUGCGGAUAAUCCUGCUGAGUUACGGGAAGUCCAUGAGCCUCAUUGAGAUUGGGAACCCCUCCCAGAGCCUGGAGAACGUCUGCCGUUGGGCUUACCUCCAGCAGAAGCCAGACACAGGUCACGAUGAGUACCACGAUCACGCCAUCUUCCUCACGCGGCAGGACUUCGGACCUUCGGGCAUGCAAGGCUAUGCUCCUGUCACUGGGAUGUGCCACCCCGUCCGCAGCUGCACUCUGAACCACGAGGAUGGCUUCUCCUCAGCAUUCGUGGUGGCCCACGAGACCGGCCACGUGCUGGGCAUGGAGCACGACGGGCAGGGCAACCGCUGUGGCGACGAGGUGCGGCUGGGCAGCAUCAUGGCGCCCCUGGUGCAGGCCGCCUUCCACCGCUUCCACUGGUCCCGCUGCAGCCAGCAGGAGCUGAGCCGCUACCUGCACUCCUAUGAUUGCCUGCGGGAUGACCCCUUUGCCCAUGAUUGGCCGGCGCUGCCUCAGCUCCCAGGGCUGCACUACUCCAUGAAUGAACAGUGCCGCUUCGACUUCGGCCUGGGCUACAUGAUGUGCACGGCGUUCCGGACCUUCGACCCCUGCAAGCAGCUGUGGUGUAGCCACCCUGACAACCCCUACUUUUGCAAGACCAAGAAGGGGCCCCCCCUGGAUGGAACCAUGUGUGCACCCGGCAAGCACUGCUUUAAAGGACACUGCAUCUGGCUGACCCCUGACAUCCUCAAACGGGAUGGCAACUGGGGCGCCUGGAGUCCGUUCGGCUCCUGCUCGCGCACCUGCGGCACAGGCGUGAAGUUCAGGACCCGCCAGUGUGACAACCCACACCCAGCCAAUGGGGGCCGCACCUGUUCAGGCCUUGCCUACGAUUUCCAGCUCUGCAACUCCCAGGACUGCCCUGAUGCCCUGGCUGACUUCCGCGAGGAGCAGUGCCGGCAGUGGGACCUGUACUUCGAGCACGGCGAUGCCCAGCACCACUGGCUGCCCCACGAGCACCGGGACGCCAAGGAGAGAUGCCACCUGUACUGCGAGUCCAGGGAGACUGGGGAGGUGGUGUCCAUGAAGCGCAUGGUGCACGACGGGACACGCUGCUCUUAUAAGGAUGCCUUCAGCCUGUGUGUGCGCGGGGAGUGCAGGAAGGUGGGCUGCGACGGAGUGAUCGGCUCCAGCAAGCAGGAAGACAAGUGCGGCGUGUGUGGAGGGGACAACACCCACUGCAAAGUGGUCAAGGGCACAUUCACACGCUCCCCCAAAAAGCUCGGUUACAUCAAGAUGUUUGAAAUCCCGGCAGGAGCCAGACACCUGCUUAUCCAGGAGGCAGACAGCACCAGCCACCACCUGUCCGUCAAGAACCUGGAGACAGGCAAGUUCAUUUUAAAUGAAGAAAAUGACGUGGAUCCCAAUUCCAAAUCCUUCAUUGCUAUGGGCGUGGAGUGGGAGUACCGGGAUGAGGACGGCCGGGAGACGCUGCAAACCAUGGGCCCCCUUCACGGCACCAUCACCGUGCUGGUCAUCCCACAGGGAGAUGCCCGGAUCUCGCUGACAUACAAGUACAUGAUCCACGAGGACUCACUCAACGUGGACGGCAACAACGUCCUGGAGGACGACUCCGUGGGCUAUGAGUGGGCUCUCAAGAAGUGGACUCCCUGCUCCAAGCCCUGCGGUGGAGGCUCCCAGUUCACCAAGUAUGGCUGCCGCCGGAGGCUGGACCACAAGAUGGUACACCGAGGCUUCUGCGACGCCCUCACGAAGCCCAAAGCCAUCCGCCGGGCUUGCAACCCACAGGAGUGCUCCCAGCCAGUGUGGGUCACAGGUGAAUGGGAGCCUUGCAGUCAGAGCUGCGGGCGGAUGGGCACGCAGGCUCGCUCUGUGCGCUGUGUACAGCCCCUGCACAACAACACCACCCGCUCCGUGCACACCAAACAUUGCAACGACGCCCGGCCCGAGGGCCGUCGGGCCUGCAACCGUGAGCUCUGCCCCGGGCGAUGGCGGGCUGGACCCUGGUCCCAGUGCUCCGUGACCUGUGGCAAUGGCACCCAGGAGCGGCCCGUGCUGUGCCGAACUGCAGACGACAGCUUUGGGGUCUGCCGGGAGGAGCGGCCUGAGACAGCCAGAAUCUGCAGGCCGGGCCCCUGUCCCCGAAACAUCUCCGAUCCUUCCAAGAAGAGCUACGUGGUUCAGUGGCUGUCUCGCCCAGACCCCGACUCACCAGUCCAGAAGACCUCGUCAAAGGGCCGCUGCCAAGGUGACAAGUCAAUGUUCUGUAGGAUGGAAGUCUUGUCUCGCUAUUGCUCCAUCCCAGGCUACCAAAAGCUGUGCUGCCAGUCUUGUAACCUGCACGACAACCUCACCGAGGUGGACAAUGGGGCCGAGCCACCGCCCAGGAAGCUCAACGACAUUGAAGAGCUCAUGCCCACCCUCCCGGUGCCUACCCUUGUCAUGGAGGCGCACCCUGUGCCAGGCACACCCCCACAGGCACCCCUCAAUGUCUCCAGCACCAACAGCACCGAGGACCACCCAGACACCAACGCUGUCGACGUGCCCUACAAAAUCGGCGGCCUGGACGAGGAGGUCCAGCCGCCCAACCUGAUCCCACGACGACCGAGCCCGUACGAGAAGACCAGAAACCAGAGAAUCCAAGAGCUCAUUGAUGAGAUGAGGAAGAAAGAGACGCUCGGGAAGUUCUAAUAAAUGGAAAGAUAGCAUCCAUAGCAUUUUUUCCCCUUGCUUAUAGAUAUAUUCCAUGGGAUGGCAAAUCGUGGAGUUGAAGGAAAAAUUUCUGAUUCCAAAAGGGUUUUGAGAAAACAGAGAGGGAGAAUGACAUAAACAUCUAUGCCUAUGGUCGUGAGCAUGUGGCAGCCAGCUUCACACGUGUGUGUCCCCAGCUCCGGCAUGUUCUAAGUCCCGUGCUGGGACCAGGUGUGGGAGGGAGAGGAAUAUAGCAGUUCUACGAUCGCCAUCAGUGGGGGUGGGGGCAAGAGGCUAAGUCAGAGAGAGGAGACACGUGUCCCCGAGUUCCUGAGCAGUGAUAGGGCAUCUUCUUUCCUUGGCGGUGACCAACACUUCUGGAGCUGCUGGACAUUUCCUAUCCAUCCCCAGACGGAGGCACGAGCCCCACGGGUACUCCUAGGAGGAACAGUGAUUUAUCUGCUGAUCAACCCGUCAUUAAGAUGAGCACAAUGGGAGGAGGCCGUGAACUUGAAUGCCAGUGAGUCCAAGGGCCAGGCAGGAGGUGGGGAUGAGCAUGGUGGCCCACUGGGGACUGCGACCAACCUGAGAGGUAUACCCUGCUAGAGCUGCUUGUGGGCUCCAGCCCUUGCUGCCUCUGGGGGAGCCGGCCCCGAAUGCCAGUUCAUGUGCUUUCAGUAGUAGUCUAGCUUUGCCUGCGAAAUCCUCAAUCCUUACACUUCAACUCAGAAUAUGUCAGGGGGAUCUGGAAGGUCUGUUAGUGUCUAGAGCCCCCAGACUGCAAGCCUCUGGUCUCUGGGCCUGGCCGGAUACAGCCGCUCGGAGAAAGGACCUCAGAAAAGCCAACUGGCCCAUUUGGUGCUCUUGCCCGGUGUUCGACUCAGCCCACACUGAUCUGUGAAGCUGUCCGCUCCUUCCCGGGAGGGUACUGGGACUUGAUAGAUCUAAACAGUGGGCCACGUUUCCUCCACGAGGAGAAGACAGCAGGGUGCACUCCAGGCACUCCCACGCCUCUCUUGUCUCCGCGAACCCUGGCCCACAUGCAAGGCCUAAGACUCUCCCAGUCGAGGGGAGGGGGUGCUGCCACCAUGGUGGCCAUGCUCGGGGUUCUGAGAUGGGACUCUAUGGGCUCAGGUUGGCUUCUGAAGACCAGCUUUGCUUGUGGGGGUGGCCUUGCCCCGUCUAGCCCUGUGGAACCCCCUUCUGUGCCUUGGAAGUCCCAGCAGGGACCUGUGGAAAUCUGACCUCUGAUGAGAAGCGCAGGGUGGGAGGUGGGGAGAACCUGCUUUAUCUUCGGCCAUUCCCAAACUUUUACAACUUCUGUUUUUGGCAGAAUGGUGUUUUGUGAGCAAGAUGUGAAUGAGAGAGAAAUGGGAAGGGAGAGGGGGUGGACAGGAAGAUGGUGUCUAUUUUCACCCCUCCCUGCAUGGAUAUUUUGUGAACAUGUAGCCUCAACUUCCCCAAAUUAUAAGACCCAGGGGCACUUCAGCUCCUUAGCUGGGCCUGGCCUCACACGUGAUUCUUAAGUUUUCUGUGUCUAGGAAAGUUCUAGAGCCUUUGUAUUCUCACCAGUCAUAGGUUUUUAGAGAACUCUUUGUGUUUAGUUCCCAUUCUAUGGAUGGGAACACUGAGGUUCAGGAUAAUACCAUGAUGGCUACUUUAUACUGAGUCUGAGGUGCUCAGUAUGUUUGUCUGAUCCAUGCAUGUGUGUGGGUGUGUGUCUGUGUGUGAUCUAGGGGACAAAGUGAGGGUGUAGGAACAGUGAGAACGCUAUCUGGGAUGAUGUUUAACCUCCCCACUGGGUGAUAACUAGAUGCCUGUCACCCCUGCCUGGCCCACCGGCCUCCCUCCUCUCUGCCACCGUGUCCCACUCACUCAUGUCCUGGUGUCUCAAGGGAGCUUGCUGGCUCCUAAGUAGCAAACUGGAGAAAACAUUUUUUGGCUAUCUCUCAUAGUAUCACUUCUGUAACAGAUGUGAUCUACAGCACUUUUGCAAUCCUGUCUCUCACUGAUCAGGAAAUGGAUGCCUCGCCUUUCCCCGACUGGUUGAAGCUAUGGCUGCUGGUGCUAUUCAUGGGCUGAAGGACUGGGAAGUUCUUGCUUAGGUCUGUCUUGGGAUGCAGAAAGCUCAGGAUGGCUGACCCUACCCAGAGAGCAUUACUUAGUUUACCCAGCCUGGUAGCCUCAGGAUGGGAACACUCCAUUCCCAGAUUCCGGUGAAGCAGGGCUGCAUGCCUUGGGGACUGGAAGGCUUCAGGGAGAGGCCCCAGCUGGGACCCAGGGUUACCUGUCUUCUUCUGGAAGGAAAGAGAUUCCCUCUGGGAGCUGUAGUCCAGCAUGCCCACUGUCCCAUAGGUCAUACUUAGUGCCUGGGACCAUAUACACACACAGUUCUCCAGAACCGGACAGUCCUCCGAGGUCUCUCUAUCCAAGGAACACAGGGUUUACCAGACUCUGAGAGACUCCUAAUCCCCACUGAGCUCGGAACUGGUGGGAGAGUCAGUUUAGCAACAGUCCUGAACUUCCAGAGCUGGUGUCCGUGUCUGGAGGCCCCUACAGACUGAAGGCCAAGGCGGUUUUCUAGCUGAUGUUCUGGAGCACCAUUCAGAGACUCAGAGCUCUGUCUGUGGCUCCAGAAAAUUGCGUCUGUGGGGAGACUUCUGCUGGGAUUGGGGACCUGGCUCUCUGAUCUGCUCCUUUUGGAAAACCCAUGGAAUUUCCCGUAUAAGCCUUCUGUUUGUAUUUUAAGGUUGUUUGUUUGGCGUCUAUAAAUGGUGCUCAGUAACACUCCUAUGAGAUGAAGCCUGAGGACUCUGUUCCGCCAAAUGCCAGGCAGCUGCCACAGGAAUCAUCAUGGUGCUGAACUCAAAUCACAGCAUUUUAUCUCACUGAUCACAGCCAUCGACACAUUUGUUUUCUGUAUAGAAAAAAUUGGCUUCUUGAUUUUAUAACUUAUUAAAGUCAAAAUGUCUGUGUUUUUGCAUAUCA
Messenger RNA from Lontra canadensis (Northern American river otter), 6726 nucleotides. It is a transcript of the gene ADAMTS2, whose product is annotated as ADAM metallopeptidase with thrombospondin type 1 motif 2. Gene Ontology annotation, molecular function: zinc ion binding; metalloendopeptidase activity. NCBI's taxonomy places the organism in Eukaryota, Metazoa, Chordata, Mammalia, Carnivora, Mustelidae. The coding region runs from base 109 to 3738 and encodes 1209 amino acids. The transcript has 22 exons. Gene Ontology annotation, biological process: proteolysis; extracellular matrix organization. The record is from RefSeq and is a predicted model, not a curated record.